AUAGGAAGACUAUUCAUUAAUAUCACCUUCUCAGUUGUUUGGAUCAAAGUGGUAGUGUACAAAGGAUAUCUUAGUCAUCAGGAAUUGUGCCAAAGAAAAGAACUGGAGAGCUACUGGUGUCCGGUUAUGAGACGGAACUACGAAUGCACACCCAGCGAAGAUUUACAUGGAACUCAGAAGAUGUGGUAUUAUAUCAACAAAGGGAUUCUCUCAAGUUCAAUCAUAUCGUGUGCAUCUGAAUUUUUUCCUGUGCUCCUAGUCACACAUUGGCUAGCUUGCGGAGGAGCAGAGGAGAAGGCUGAAGACAUCGAGCGUCGACGAAAGCUUCGGCAAGGUGUGCGGGCGCUGAUGAGAGAGUUCAUCAAAGACAUAUCAAGGGUGUACACAGCAAGUCCUGGAUUAAACAUGCCACCGCUGAAAGUCAGUCCCUACAUGAAACUAUUCUUCUACAUUAUGACUCCUCUGGCGUCAUUAGCAUGUGCUAUACGAUGGAUGGUAUACUUCUAUUGGACUAUAGAUUUCGAUCAUUUGAUGGAGAUUCACUGGAUUACCAAUGACAUCGUCUCUCUUGUUGCUAACAUCUUACAACUUUCGUUCUUUAUGGGUCUGUUUGUGUUUACAUGGUAUUUGACUGACGAAAGACUUGAUGCUCACCACAAGGCUCAUGCUCGUGGAGACAUCGCCAUUCUCUUUGGGUGUUGCCUAGUACUUUUCGUGAAACUUAUCUUGCAAUCAGUCGAGAUAGAAUUUCAACGAAGAGAUGGCUUUGUCACUGUUACGGAUGCAGUCCUGGCUACAGUUUCCUACGUAGCAGUACAGGCUUCACAAUGGUUGCAGUAUUUCUCUGUGAGGAGGAUUCUGGCGAUGUCAGAUAAGGACUGUCAAGCCACUAAGAAAUUUUUACCCAUGGCAGCCCUAGGAGGUCUUCUCAUGGCUUGGAUCCACUUCGGCAUCACCUUCUUUGACACUUCUCUUAUCAAGUACCAGCUGACAGACGAAACAUACAAUUUUUCUCAAACAACUCUGAUUUGUAUGAUAUUUACCCAAACCAUUUUCCCAGCUGAUUAUCUCUUUGCUUUCACUGUCAGCGGAUGCUAUCUGGAACUACUGCAACGAUAUUUGAACAUGGGUUUUUUCCAACUGGGAACUCCGCAAAUCAGCAUAAGCCAUUCACAUUCGCAUCAUGCUGUGCAACAUGACAGCCCCAAACGCUUCAAUGAUGGGCCCAAUAUGGCAACGAUGAUGCAUGCGGCCAACAUCAUGUAUAGAAAACGAAUAGAAAGCGAUGUUGAGACGACGAGUACGGAAAAUAGCAGCCGUGUGAUCUUUUUGGGAGCAAAAGAGGAGUGAUACUGAUUUUACGUCACUUCAUAAUGUUCGUACAUCUGCGCUGGAUGACAAAGCUCAGAUUUCGUGUGUGCAUAUCUCUUCCGCCUUGGAAAUUUCAUUGCUAAAGAGAAUGAUAAAUAACAAUCUUUUAGCGACGUUAACCUAUAUACAUCCCUCCUGCAAAUUUGCAAAAGAUAACUUCGGCAAGAAUAGACACUGACAUGGGCUUUCCACUCUCGAACAGAGUGAUCAAAGCAAAAUUUUUUAAUCCGUUGAAUGUAUCCAUUCUUUUCCAUUCAAACUGACUUAUCAGUAGGGGUUCCGCUACAAAGUUAAAUAUAUCACUGUUUUGUUAGUUCGUACGAAAGCUGACGUAUGGCAAAAAAAAACGGUUUUGUUACACGUGUGAAUAAAAGAUGGC
Cylicocyclus nassatus is the source of this 1750-nucleotide messenger RNA. The record is from the annotation of a GenBank genome assembly. NCBI's taxonomy places the organism in Eukaryota, Metazoa, Nematoda, Chromadorea, Rhabditida, Strongylidae.